Molecule: messenger RNA, 1779 nt
Organism: Lottia gigantea (owl limpet)
Lineage: Eukaryota; Metazoa; Mollusca; Gastropoda; Lottiidae
Exons: 17
Biological process (GO): transcription initiation at RNA polymerase II promoter
Cellular component (GO): transcription factor TFIID complex
Molecular function (GO): protein binding; RNA polymerase II general transcription initiation factor activity
Source: RefSeq, a predicted model, not a curated record
UCUUAUUUCAGUGAUGAUGACCCAACCUUAUAUGGUGAUAUUUAUGAAGAUUUAAAGGCAUUUGUAGAUUCUAGUUUGGAUGUUCAUAGGGUUGAAUUAGCUAUGGUUUUGUAUCCUGUAUUCGUUCACAUGUAUUUUGAAUUGGUUUAUAAUGAACAUGAAUCAACAGCCAAAUCAUUUAUGGAGAAAUUUUCUAAAGAUCAAGAAGAAUAUUAUCAGAAUGAUAUCAGUAAAUUAGCAACUGUCACAAAACCAGAACAUAUGAAAGGCAAUCAACUUAUGGAAAAUUUCAAAGCCAGUAAAUUUGUCAUCAGAAUGUCUCGUGAUUCUUACACUCAUCUUAAACGACAUUUACAAGAAAAACAACUGAAUCUAUUAUUGAAUAUUAUACAAGAACAUCUAUUUAUUGAUGUGUUUGAUGGUGUGCCAAGAAAUAAGCAGCAAAUAAAUCUAACAUGUGGUGGAAUAUUAGGAGAAGCCCAGAGAGAAUCCAAUAAAACUAAGGUAUUCUAUGGGUUAUUAAAAGAACCAGAUAUAAAUGUUCCACUGGAAGAAGAUGAUGAACAGACAGAAGGAGAACAAACAGAUAAACCCAAGAAAAAGAAAUCUAAAAAAGAUCCACUGUUAAUGAAGAAAUCUAAAAAUGACCCCAAUGCACCAUUGAUAUCAAGGAUACCAUUACCCGAACUUAAAGAUCAAGAUAAAAUAGAAAAAAUUACUAUGUUACGUGAAAGCUCAAAGAGAGUAAAAGUUGAUAAAAAUCAUCCACCUUCUAUUUGUUUUUAUACCUUCCUGAAUUCAACACAUGGAGUAACUUCUAUCAAUUUUUCUGAAGAUACUAGUCUAGUCAGUGCUGGAUUUGCUGAUAGUGUUAUUCGAGUUUAUACUACUUCACCUAACAAAUUACGUUCUGUUAAAUCUGGAUUAGAGUUAGAACUUAUUGAUAAAGAUGCUGAUGAUGUAUUUGAGAGAAUGAUGGAUGAUAAGACUAGUAGAGAUAUGAAGAAAUUAAAUGGACAUAGUGGACCUGUUUAUUCUACAAGUUUCAGUCCAGAUAGAUCCUCAAUGGUAUCUUGUUCAGAAGACGGCACAAUUAGAUUAUGGAGCCUACAGACAUGGAGUAAUCUUGUGUGCUUUAAAGGACACAAUUAUUCUGUCUGGGAUGUCCAAUUUAGUCCUCAUGGUCAUUAUUUUGUAUCUGGUGGUCAUGAUAGAACAGCUAGGCUCUGGUCAACAGACCACUAUCAACCUAUGAGAAUAUUUUCUGGCCAUUUAUCAGAUGUAGAUUGUGUACAGUUCCAUCCUAAUUCUAACUAUAUAGCUACUGGUUCUAGUGAUCGCACUGUUAGAUUAUGGGAUGUUCUUAGUGGUCAGUCAGUCAGAAUCUUUACUGGACAUAAGGCUCCUAUACAUAGCUUAUGUUUCUCACCAGACGGCAAAUACUUAGUCUCCUCAGGUGUAGAUCAGAUUAUUAAUAUGUGGGAACUAGCAACAGGAAGUUUGGUAGCUCAGAUGAAAGGACAUACUAACACUGUAUAUAGUUUGGCUUUCAGUCGAGAUGGUGCUAUAUUAUCCUCUGGAGGAUUAGAUAAUACUGUAAGAACAUGGGAUAUUAAUAAGAUAUAUGAAGAUAUAGAUACUGAUGUAGAUGCUAGUAUACCUAUUGAUGGAUCCAAUCUGUUACUAGGUACUUAUCAUACUAAAGCUAGUCCAGUAUUAGCUUUACAAUUUACUCGUAAAAACUUACUCUUAGCUGGUGGAGCUUUUGUUGUAUGUUGA